This is a messenger RNA of Henningerozyma blattae CBS 6284, 2043 nucleotides long. RefSeq names its product Yap1802p. Gene Ontology annotation, molecular function: SNARE binding; 1-phosphatidylinositol binding; clathrin heavy chain binding. Gene Ontology annotation, cellular component: clathrin-coated pit; clathrin-coated vesicle. Bases 1 to 2043 code for a protein of 680 amino acids. Lineage: Eukaryota; Fungi; Ascomycota; Saccharomycetes; Saccharomycetales; Saccharomycetaceae. The transcript has a single exon. Gene Ontology annotation, biological process: clathrin-dependent endocytosis; clathrin coat assembly; vesicle budding from membrane. The record is from RefSeq and is a predicted model, not a curated record.
AUGACUACCUACGUCAAACUAGUGAAAGGGGCCACCAAGAUCAAAAUGGCCCCUCCUAAACAAAAAUACAUCGAUCCAAUCCUCAUGGGCUCCACCGAUCCAAGAGAUUUCCACGAAAUCAUAAGAGCCCUCUACUCCAGAAUCUCAGACUCGGCUUGGACCGUCGUCUACAAAUCCCUCAUCGUCACUCAUCUCUUGAUCAGAGAAGGUGAAAAAGAUAUCACUCUCGACUACCUUUCCAAUAAUCUAGACUUCUUCAACCUAAACGGCAUCAACACCUCCAAAUUCUCCUCCGGCGACGUCAGAGCACUCGAAAGGUACAACCAAUACUUACUCGUAAGAGCAAAAGAAUUCAAAAAUUUCAGAAUAGAUUUCAUCAGAGCUUCCAUCACCUCCAUCAUAAACUCGGCCUCCAAACUGGACCUGCUCGAUUACGUCGAUUCCUUGGAGAUCCAAAUCAACUCCCUGAUCAAAAACAAAUACAGCCAGCUGGAUCUAAACAAUGAUUUGUUGAUGUACGCCUUCAAACUAUUGAUCCAAGAUUUGCUACAACUGUACAACUCCUUGAACGAAGGUAUCAUCACUCUGCUAGAAUCUUUCUUCGAAUUGAACCAUCGUGAUGCAGAAAGAACCCUGGAACUGUACAAGACCUUUGUAGAUUUGACUGAAAUCGUAGUCAAGUAUUUGAAAGUCGGCAAAUCCGUAGGCCUAAGAAUCCCCGUCAUCAAACACAUCACAACGAAAUUGAUUAGAUCCUUGGAAGACCAUUUGAAAGAAGAACAAAAUAAUCCUCCCAACAAUAAAGAAUCCACAAUCUAUUCUGCCACCACCACUUCACCCAACGGCGAAAAAUCCUUGGCUCAACAGAAAUUGGAUCAAGUAAGAGAACAGAAACGUGUACUUCAAGAACAAUUGAGAAACCAAACCGUCUUGAUGUCUCCCACUCUACCUCAACCAGGAAACACUCCAAAUUUAACUUCUACCGUUAAUGAUACUAAUCCUUUUGGACAAGCAAAGGAUACUUUUACAUUCGAAAACCCAGCCACUACCACCCCUGCUUCACAAACUGCAACUUCCAACCCAUUCUUAACUUCAACAGCCCCUGUCACCGCAAACACUACAGGCAUCGCUUAUGCCCCUGUUCAAAUUGCCGGAACCAAUGCUACUGGAUUGUUUACUGCUACGCCACAAACAACUGCAUCUCCUUCUACUACUCCAAAUCCAUUUAACUUGCAACCUACCGCAGUGGCUGCCCCGGUGGCUCCAAUCUUGACUGGAAACCCCUUCCAAGAUGCUCAAAAUCAAUUACAAGCUCAACAGAAUGCUCAAUUGCAAGCUCAACAGAAUGCCCAGGCCCAGGCUCAGGCUCAAUUACAAGCUCAUCAAGUUCAAACCCAAGCUCAAUUUCAGGCACAGGCUCAGGCACAGGCCCAAGCUCGUGCUCAAGCGGAGGCUCAAGCUCGUGCUCAAGCAGAAGCCCAAGCUCGUGCUCAAGCGGAAGCCCAAGCUCGUGCUCAAGCGGAAGCCCAAGCUCGUGCUCAAGCAGAAGCCCAAGCAGAAGCUGCAGCUCAAGCUCAAGCCCAAGCCCAAGCUCAACUACAAGCACAACAACAAGCUGCAGCCCAAGCUCAACUACAAGCACAACAAGCACAAGCCCAACUCCAACUGGCUCAACAAAAUGCCGCCGCUGCAGCCGCAAAUGUGGCCGCCGCCCAAUACCAACCUCAAUUAAACUAUUCAUCUACUGGUACAUUACAAACUACACCACAAUACCCACAAGCCACUAUCCAAUUACCUCCACAAGGCCAACAAUUACAAGGUCAACCACAACAGUUUUCUUUACAAACAACACAGACUCAACAAUUCGCCUCUCCACAAACACACCAAUUCGCCUCCCCACAAACACAACAAUUCGCCUCUCCACAAACACAACAAUUUACUUCCCCACAAACUCAGCAAUUCACUCAACCACCUCUACAAACUCAACCACCACAACAAAACGCCUUCUACAAUCCACAAGGUACUAACUUGAUCGAUAUCUGA